Hibiscus syriacus is the source of this 1294-nucleotide messenger RNA. RefSeq lists its product as uncharacterized. Lineage: Eukaryota; Viridiplantae; Streptophyta; Magnoliopsida; Malvales; Malvaceae. Gene Ontology annotation, molecular function: protein dimerization activity. Bases 369 to 869 code for a protein of 166 amino acids. The record is from RefSeq and is a predicted model, not a curated record. The transcript is spliced from 3 exons.
ACACAUUCCUAGGGUUAAAAAUGCUUUAAAAAAGGCCAUUUACUUAAAUGGAUAUAUACUGUCAUGUUGGUUUGGUGAACUUGAUGAGAAAGUUCACAAACCAAAGAAACUUGCAUAGACCGGCCAUCACAAGAUUUGCUACUUCCUUCAUCACUCUUGCCCAGAUCCACAAACAAAAAAACAAUUUGAGGAAGAUGGUGACUUCUUAAGAGUGGGAAGCGAGCAAGUGGUCUAAAGAACCCACGGGUAAGAAAAUAAAGUCUUACUUUUUGCAAGAAACGUUUUGGAGGAAUGUACUUUAUUCUCUCAAGUUGACGGGCCCCUUAGUGAAAGUUCUUAGACUAGUUGAUGGAGAAAAAAAUCCAGCCAUGGGGUACAUCUAUGAGGCAAUGGAUAGAGCUAAGGAGGCGAUUCGUGAUAGUUUUCCGAAUCGAGAGGAUGAUUACAAGAAAGCUUUUGAAAUUAUAGAUCAUAGGUGGGAAUGUCAACUACAUAAACCUUUGCAUGCUGCGGGACAUUUCUUGAACCCGGGGAUCUUUUAUGAUGAAGUUGGUGGUGUGCUUUGUGAAGAAGUUGAAAACGGUUUUUAUGAAUGCAUGUUGAGGCUUGUUCACUACCAAGAAACGCAAGACAAGAUUUCAGACGAGUUAGUUAAAUACCGAAAGGCAGAAGGUCUCUUUGGUAUUAGCUUGGCUGUUAGGCAAAGGAAAACAAAAUCACCAGCUGAUUGGUGGACAAUGUAUGGAUCUUCGGCUCCUAACUUGAAAAACUUUGCUAUACGGAUUCUUAGUCUCACUUGUAGUGCUACAAGUUUUAAGAGAAACUGGAGUUUUUUCAACAACUUCACACUAAGAAACGAAAUAGACUAGCACAAUCUAGAUUGAAUGACAUGGUGUUUGUGAAAUUCAAUCAUGCCUUGGAGCGUCUAGCUAAAAGUAAGGAGAUCGAUCCUAUUCUUUUGCAAGAUAUUGAUGAGAGCAAUGAGUGGUUGAUGGGAAGAAUGGAAGAUGAUGAAGAUGAUGAUGAGGCGGUGUUUGUUGGUGAGGAUUUGAUAUGGAGUGAUGUUGCUGACGCUUCCGGUGCAUAUGAGUCUAGUUAUCUAACUAGAGCAUCAAAAGUAGUGAAUGAUGGAGCCGGACCAUCGAGAAAUGAUAAAGGAAAAUCUCCUGCUCAUAAUCCUAUCUCUAGUAGACCAUCUCGUAGAUGCUUAGUUGAUGAAGAUGAGAUGGAAGAAAAUAUUGGAGUGUCUACUGAUGAAGGAGAUGGUGUUGACCGAGUUGAUAACGAUGACGAU